UUAGCAUCCAACUAGAAAAUCCAGGAUCAUACAGCAAUUUAGAGAACUACUACAAUAAAUUUAGAAUUUGUAAGAGAAAAAAUAACUGGCUACAUUCACCCCAGAAUAUUCUUGGUGUGGAAGAUUUGCCCUUUCUUAAGGUGAGCGUAAAAUGCACCUUACUGUAUUAUCCUACUCUGUCUAAUGCCAGACGAUUUUACACGUCAAGGGGAAGAGCCUUGCGCAUUAAUGGUUUAUUGAAAAUUUCUAUUACAGAUAACACAUCCAGCUGGCUGUUUUUCUCAGUUUCUUAAUUUCUUUGGUGAAAAAAUUUUUAUAAUCUGGAAAUUAGUUUUACUUCAUCGACGGAUUUUAUUCUUCUCACCUCCUCCGGUUGGAAUCUCGUGUUACAGAGGUGAGGCAAUACCCUCUUCAUUCGUAGUCUGUGAAGAUAUGAUGAUCUGGAAGCCAGGAAAACUUCAAAGCCACAAAAUAGAAGAGCUUUGGUUGAUGUUGAACUGUACCUCACAGGCCUGCAAAUAAUUAUUUUGCUUGGAAGGACAGAUGUCCGAUCAAGACAAAAAGUGGUCGGACAUUUAUCAGCUAGUUUUUCUCGGACAAUGGACGAAGGAAAUUUCUCAUGGUCUUUUUCAUAUUAGCGUGACGUUUUUCGGCUGGUCAUGUUGAUCUGCACUACAGUGCGUCUAAAACUGGGGUAUAAAUCUACAAGUCCUACUGCAUUUUCAGUAAAAUAUAUGGUUCAGGAUAUACAUAAAUUUAAUUUCUACCAUGUUAUAAAAGACGCUUUAUAUUUGUAGUUAAAUCUUACGGCUUAAUGCAGCCAAGAUAAUGCACGAGUAUCGUGUAUAUUGCUUUGGUUUCAUUAUUGAAAUUGUGUUCAAAAUCAAUUUUUGGAGAUUGGAGAUUUGAACAGCCUAAAUCGGUCGGUUACAUGUCCGAUCAUAAAAAAACCUUGAUCAGACAAAAGGUAAAACUUGGCCGGACAAUGUCCGAUGACCGACACUAAUCUGCAGGCCUUUCUCACCGUGCGCGAAUCGUUUGUGUUAACUUCAUUAAAUAUUAUUCAUCGUGGUUGCACGUUUCAUCUCAGCUAUCCCUAUUGGACGAUUACUUCAUUAUACGAAAAUACAACGAGCUCAAUCACCGUGACCGUGCACAAAUUAACAUAAACUCCGACAAAAACUAGUGCUGUGCAAACUCCGGUUUUUCAUCUCCGGCUCCGGCCGAAUUACAGCUCUGAGCUCCGGCUCCGGCUCCGGCCACAUCAUAAAAUAUUAAAUAAAUAUUUUACGAUCAGAGAACAUUUAUUAAUAUUAUUAUGAAUAACCCUUUUCGCGCUUCCUAACUAUCAGAUAACAUAAUUCAGGAAACAAAACAGUGAAAACACUUAAGACUUAACCACGCAGAAAAUAUCUAUAUGGAAACCAGCCUCGAAAAAUCUUUGACACGAGGCAUGACGCGAGGCAUGACGCUAACACUCUCAGACUCCACAGCGCAAUUGUUCGCACGCAAACAAAGUACUCUGCCAUUUUCAAAAGGUUGAUAUUUAUUUGUUUUGUACUUUUUCGUUAUCUACAAGGCAUGAAUACACAGACUAUGUAGCGCUAAGUCAGAUGGCUUCAUGAAAGCAUGACGUUUGUAAGUUGCGAUCGUAUUACAGCUUUUCGACGCUGUUCCUGUGGGCUGUGGCAGUUUGAGUCUAUGAUGAAUUCAUUAACAGCAAUUGGCAGUUUGCAGUAACUAAUAAUCGUUUGACAUUUGUCUCAUUUCAUAUUGUUUUCUUGUCAUUUUGCCGGAGCCGGGAAUACGUAACUCCGGCUCCGGCAUACAAAAUUCGGCUCCGGCGUCGGAAAAACCGCCGGAGCUCCGGCAGAACUCCCGCUCCGGCAACUCCGGCGCACAGCACUAACAAAAACAUCACACAGUGACUUCUGUUCAGUUUCCAGACCAUCCUAUAUCUUGACAGACUAUAUGCUUCAUUCAAACUAUUACUGUAAAAUUUUGCUACGAAAAAUAAUAUAGGUCAGCGAUUAUUCUUUACUUUUUUUUAGUGUACUGCGCUUGUCUUUUGGGAAGCCAUUCUAUUCCGCUCUCAUUUGAAACUGGAACGAAUCCUUUGUUUUUUACAAAUAUUUUCGAUAUACCUCAACUGGGAACGGAACACAAGUACAUCGCAUGUAAGUGUUUUUGGUUUCUUAAAAUGUUUUGAGAGAAGAAUCUUUUGUAUGUUACGUAACACGCGCUCAAAUCUAAUGAGUACUGUAUACUUUUUUAUUUGAUACGUUUCUCGAGCGGCAAACAAACUUAGAAAUUUUUUUGUGCUUUAUUUGUAAAAUUGUGCUAAAAUGAAGAGAUUUUAGAUGGUACGCCAGAGAGAAAAUGAUGUCUGAAGUUCAGCAAGUUUUGCUUAUAUUGCUGUAGAGUAUGGCGUCAAUUUUACAGCAUCAAUGAUAACUGUAUUUAAAUUGGCAAUAUUUUUCUAUUUUGUGUUUCUCAAACGCCAGAUGCAUUUAAAAAGGUUGCUGAUUUUGUGAACUACAAAAUAAAGCUAAAACAAAGUAAUUUUGAGAGGAACGCCAAAAUGAUUGAUUGCAUCAUUGAAAAAGGUUACUUCUUUUAAAAGAAUACAUCAAUAGAAUGAGUAAGAAUUUUCCUAUAAACAUUUCGCCUUCAUUGCAUUGGUAGUUGUAACCAGUUCUUGGUCUUUUGACAAUAGUUAAACUUACAAAUAUUUAACUUUUUAGCUUUUAUUGAUAAAACCGAUUAAGAUUUUUACAAUUAUAUUUCAAUUUUCAAUUUCCAGGCACAACAGAAAAAAUUUUUGAAAGUAAAAGUGAUCUGUACGAUGUCUACGUCGAUAAUCAGAAUAUCAAAUGCAAGCCAUAUUUAUCAUCAAUACAAUAUAUCAAUAGUUACGAUAAGGAUCGAUUUAAUCGAUUGCUUGAUUAUCGGUAAGUUUUCAAUUUUAUUGUAACAGUUAAUCAGUGAGCUUCGUAUUUAACUGGAGUGAUAACUCUCUACAAGGUUGUUGAGCUCAACAGACUUGAUACAAGUUGUUCCAACAACUUGUUAUUGUCCUACAAUUUAACAAGUUGUGAGUGACAACUUUGUAGCAACUUGAUAAAAUAACAGCAUUGUUAGAACUUGUUGACAACUUGUUACAAGGUUGUUGAGCUCAGCAGACUUGUUACAAGUUAUUCCAACAACUUGUUAUCGUCCUGCAAUUCAACAAUUUGUCAACAGGUUGUGAGCGACAACCUUGUAGCAACUUGAUAAAAUAACAGCAUUGUUAGAACUUGUUGACAAACUUGCUACAAGCCUGUUUUAAGUUGUGAGAUUUUUACGAGGUUCGAUUGUUAGCAGUGCUACAGCUUGUCCGGUAAAAUGCGAAGAAGGCCUCUACAUAACCGGUUUUAUUUUAUUUUCCAGCUCAAAUCAACUGCUAACCGAAGGCGAAUGUGUUGAUGAUGAAAAAAUGUACACGCGAUUUUUCGCAGAUUUAAAUAACAGUAUUUUCCAGGCCCUUAUUGACGCGGCAUCGACGCGCGAUAAACAACUCAGCGCUGACGCCAUACGCAAAAUGGGUCUCGAUCCAAAUAAGGACAGGACAUUUUUAAAUCAAUUAAUAGAACUUUAUGGCGUAGACAUACCGCUCGAGGAAGAGUCGUGUUGUUGUAUUAUGUAAUAUAGGAUGUUUUUCCAAGCCUGACAGGAUUGCCAGAUCGCUGAAUAUAAAUAAGCCAAAUAUUGUUAUAAGCGAUCCCAUUAAUUUCUUUGGUUAUAGUCAUAUAUUUGGCUAAAAGGUUAUAAUCAUAUAUUUGGCUUAUUUAUUCAGUAAUCUGACAACCCUGAUAUAUGACAAAGUUCUGGGCCGAAACGUGUUAACCAUGCUAUCAAAAUUAUUCUGGGUGGAGGACGGUCUAGGCAGGCUUUGGGCGUCCUGGGACGCCCCUAGAACGAAAAAUGGACGCCCAAAUUCUGGGGGAAAAGGAAAUUAUUUUCAACAAUUUUCCUAAGUAAAUUACUAUAU
Paramuricea clavata is the source of this 4030-nucleotide messenger RNA. The record is from the annotation of a GenBank genome assembly. Lineage: Eukaryota; Metazoa; Cnidaria; Anthozoa; Malacalcyonacea; Plexauridae.